AUGUUAGAAGAAGAAGAUGAACGCUACUUUGAAGAUCUCGUAAAUCUACCCUAUGGACUACUUAAAACUUUGGGUUAUGAUUUCCCCGCUAAGUAUCGUCCUCUAUGGAUGAGAGGACUAAUGAUUAUCUAUUUCAUCCUCUGUCUAAUAUUCUGUUCAAUGUUCACGUAUUUUACAUUCGACCUCGCUAUUUCGGAAAUAGCUGAGGGAGCUCACGAUUUACCCUUGCUGUUGCGUUUAAUCGAUCAUAUUAUUUACAAUGUUGUUGGCAUUUUGAAAAGUUAUUUUUUUCUACGUAAUAUAAAAUCGAUGACGGAUAUAUAUAAACGAUUUCGCGAUAUUUACCCUACCACUCUCGAAGAUCGACGGGCAUAUCGGGUAAAUGACUACCAUUGGCCGAAGUGGAUAACAACAAUACUCUAUUGGCAAUUAGUUACCCUUUUGAUAAUUCUAUUUUUGCCCAUGGGAGAAGCCUUUAUCGAAUAUUUUGGAGCCCUAAUAAAAGUCGGUUAUGAAAAUGCGGAAUUUGGUUAUUAUCGCAUGUAUGCGGAGACCACCUAUGGUAUUAGUCAUUAUAAUCCUUUGGGCUAUAUCAUCGUCUAUAUAUUCGAUAUGAUGAAUUCUCAUUAUUCGACAGUUUGGAUGAUAGUUCCGGAUAUUUGGGUUGUUGGUUUCUGCCUGCAAUUGUGCCAGCAUUUCGAUUAUAUUUCAAGGACUUUGGAAAACUAUAAACCGCAGCAAGAAAACGAACAAAAAGAUCUGAGGGUUUUGGCAGGAUUGGUCAAGAAACAUCAGAUUGUAUUGGAGUAA
Musca vetustissima is the source of this 810-nucleotide messenger RNA. Its product is annotated as odorant receptor 49a-like. Gene Ontology annotation, biological process: sensory perception of smell. Gene Ontology annotation, cellular component: membrane. The coding region runs from base 1 to 810 and encodes 269 amino acids. The transcript has a single exon. Gene Ontology annotation, molecular function: odorant binding; olfactory receptor activity. The record is from RefSeq and is a predicted model, not a curated record. NCBI's taxonomy places the organism in Eukaryota, Metazoa, Arthropoda, Insecta, Diptera, Muscidae.